CCAGAGCCUCUCUCUCUCUCUCUCUCUCUCUCUCUCUCUCUCUCUCUCUCUCACCAUGACAGCACUGAGCUCCUCCCUCUGCAUUUCACCCACGAAACCUUCAUGUCCACAGCAACAAAGCACGAUCUUAACAGUAAAACCCACAAUCAAAUCGCCAUUGAAGCACAACCCUCUUUACACAGUCGCGGAUCAAACCCUAACUCAUCAGAUGAAGGAGAAGAUCCUGUGUCUCGAACUCAUGGGCAUCGACUCGGGGAAAGCCCUCUCUCUGAACCCUUCUCUCCGCUCAGCCUCUCUCCAGUCCAUAGAAUCCGUCCUCCACUUCCUCCAAUCCAAAGGAAUCUACCCGCAAGACCUUCCAAGAAUCUUGGGGAUGUGUCCUAAGAUACUCACAUCGGACAUCAGGACAGAACUCAACCCUGUGUUUGUGUUCCUGUCGGCUGCGCUCAACGUUCCAGAGAGCGAGUUCAGGAGGGUCAUCAAGAAAUGUCCGAGGUUGCUGAGUUGCAGUGUCGAAGACCAGUUAAAGCCUGCUCUUUUCUACUUGCAGAGGCUUGGUUUCAAUGAUCUCGAGGCUUUGGCUUAUCAAGAUCCUGUCUUGUUGGUCUCCAGUGUCGAACACACUCUCAUCCCAAAGCUCAGGUUCUUGGAGAGUAAAGGGUUCUCGAGAUCAGAGGCAAUAGGAAUGAUCCUGAGAUGUCCGGCUCUGUUCACAUUCAGCGUGGAGAACAACUUCGUACCCAAGUUGGAGUAUUUCGUGUCGGAGAUGGGAGGAAAGCUCGAGGAUCUGAAGGGGUUUCCGCAGUAUUUCACCUUCAGUCUGGAGAAGAGGAUAAGGCCGAGGCAUUUGGAAGCGGCGGAGAGAGGCAUAGACUUGCCAUUGCCGCUGAUGCUCAAGUCCACUGAUGAUGAGUUCAAGCAAUUGCUCAUCAUCACUAAACCCUCUCCCUCUUCUUCUCCUUCCCAUUCUUAGUUUCAGUGUCAAUUAUGUCAUAUAAAUCAUAUGGAGCUGUCACCAUGUUGAUUGUUGUGUUCAUAGCUAACAUGUAAAUGACACGUCCAAAUUUGGUUAGAUCAACUGGUGAAACAGGGUGAGGUACAAAA
Tarenaya hassleriana is the source of this 1104-nucleotide messenger RNA. RefSeq names its product transcription termination factor MTEF1, chloroplastic. Bases 56 to 973 code for a protein of 305 amino acids. Gene Ontology annotation, biological process: regulation of DNA-templated transcription. The record is from RefSeq and is a predicted model, not a curated record. Gene Ontology annotation, molecular function: double-stranded DNA binding. Lineage: Eukaryota; Viridiplantae; Streptophyta; Magnoliopsida; Brassicales; Cleomaceae. The transcript is spliced from 2 exons.